Cygnus olor (mute swan) is the source of this 1245-nucleotide messenger RNA. RefSeq names its product proline-rich proteoglycan 2-like. The transcript has 2 exons. The record is from RefSeq and is a predicted model, not a curated record. NCBI's taxonomy places the organism in Eukaryota, Metazoa, Chordata, Aves, Anseriformes, Anatidae. Bases 1 to 1122 code for a protein of 373 amino acids.
AUGGGGCGCCCUGUGGAUCCCCAGGAGAUGGGGCACCCCAUGGACUACCAGAAGAAGGGACGCACCAUGGAUCCCCAGGAGAUGGACUACUGUGGACUACUGAGAGAUGGGGCACCCCAUGGACCACCAGAUGGGGCACCCCAUGGACCACCAGGGGAUAGGGCACCCUGUGGGCUACUGAGAGAUGGGGCACCCCAUGGACCACCAGGAGAAGGGACACACCAUGGAUCCCCAGGAGAUGGGGCACCCCAUGGACCACCAGAAGGGACACCCCAUGGACCACCAGGAGAUGGGGCACUCCGUGGAUCCCCAGAAGAUGGGGCACCCCAUGGACCACCAGGAGAUGGGGCACCCCAUGGGCCACCAGGAGAUGGGGCACCUCACGGACCCCCCAGCUCACCCAGGACAAGGGGCACCCCGUGGACUCACAGCUCACCUGAAAGAAAGAGCCCCCCCAUGGGCCCCAAGGAGUUGUGCACCCGAUGGAGCCCAGCUGGCCCAGGAGAUGGAGCACCCCCAGGCCACCAGGAGAUGGGCAACUCUGGACCCCAAGAAGAAGGGACACCCCAUGGACCCUCCAGGUUGCCCGGAAGAAGCAGGACCCCACAACCACCUUUCACGCCCAGGAGAAGGGUGACCCUGUGGACCACCAGGAGAUGGGACUCCCCCUGGCCCCCACCCUGCCUGCCAGAAGGGCCCCCCCAGUGCACAGCCUCGGGCCCGCCUUGCUUUGACAUCUUUAUUACAAAAAGAAAAACCCAAACCGAACCCAAAUUUCCUCUCCACCCACCCACCCGUGCGCUCCCCCCCAGGGACGCUCGGUCCAGCCGUGGGGGUGCAGGGGGGGGCCCCAACAGCACCGGGACCCCCACCCGCAGCAAGGGGACAAGCGUGGGGGGGGGUGGGGGGGGGCGCGCUCUUUGGUUGGUGCCCGUGGGGCCGGGAGGGGGGGACACGCUGGUGGGGGGCUUAUGGCUUAGAAAAGGGGAUGGGGGGGGGCAGCCGGGAUGCGCCCGCGUGGGGUGGGUGCAUGUGCAUGCAUGCGGGGCCACGCGUGUGCAAACAUGCACGCAAGUGUGUGCCACAGGGGGGGCACAUGCACACACGUGUGCGUGUGCAUAGACGUCCGUGCACCAACACCGGGGUGCGUGCAUGCCUUUAAGCAUGGAAACAUAUGUAUAUAUAUAAAUAUAAACAUAUAUAUAUAUACAUAUAUAUAUACACGUGCGUGCCGCGGUGUGGGUG